CAGCGACAAAAUUAAAUAUGACCUUACCAGCGACAAAAUUAAAUAUGACCUUACCAACGAAAAAAAUUAAAAAGGGCUCUAAGAAACGUGGGAGCAACAAUACAGCUCUUCGCUAUGACGAAGAAUCACGCGGACCUGAUAGCCAUAUCUGUCAACCUCGAUGCCCGGACAUAUACAGCCCCGUAUGUAUUGUCUUGAACAAUGAAAAUGGGAAAUACUACAAGGUGUUGUAUUUCGUAAACCACUGCGAAGCAGACAGAUACUUAUGCGACUUUUGGGCAGAUUUUCCGGUACCGUCAAGUGAAGACGCUGCGGAUAUAAAAUAUUCUAACUUGGAUUGGACAUUCUGUGGCACGCAAGAAUACAUGCGGUUCGUUAUAUUUUCCCAAAAUCUGUCUUCGAUGGAUCAUUAUGGAUGGUUAAAAGGAAGCCAAAAGUAUAACCGAAUAUUGAAAUCCCAUGAAAGAGGUUCUGGGUAGGUAACAAGAUCUACAAAACGGAUUUAAUCAGUUUCAAAAUAAAAUCAUUUUU
Messenger RNA from Spodoptera litura, 531 nucleotides. The record is from RefSeq and is a predicted model, not a curated record. NCBI's taxonomy places the organism in Eukaryota, Metazoa, Arthropoda, Insecta, Lepidoptera, Noctuidae.